Odobenus rosmarus divergens (Pacific walrus) is the source of this 4186-nucleotide messenger RNA. Its product is annotated as centlein-like. The coding region runs from base 39 to 2876 and encodes 945 amino acids. Lineage: Eukaryota; Metazoa; Chordata; Mammalia; Carnivora; Odobenidae. Gene Ontology annotation, cellular component: centriole; centrosome. The record is from RefSeq and is a predicted model, not a curated record. The transcript has 18 exons. Gene Ontology annotation, biological process: protein localization to organelle; centriole-centriole cohesion.
UAUCUCAACGGCCAUCUUUAUCAAGCUUAGAAACUUUAAUGGUCUCACAGAAGUCUGAAAUUGAGUAUUUACAGGGGAAACUAAAUAUAGCAAAUGAAAAACUGUCAGAGAGCAAAUCUACCAACAAGGGUUCCUCAGAGAAGAGCUUCUGGACAAGUACUGAAAGAAAACAUAAGGAACCACCUGUGAAACGUUCAAGGUCUUUGUCCCCAAAGAGCUCUUUCAGAGACUCAGAAGAGCUGAGGAAUCUGAGGAAAGCUGAAAGAAAGAUUGAAAACUUAGAGAAGGCACUACAGCUAAAGAGCCAAGAAAAUGAUGAGCUAAGAGAUGCCCAUGAAAAACGCAAGGAAAGGCUACAGAUGUUACAGACCAACUACAGAGCAGUAAAAGAGCAAUUAAAACAGUGGGAAGAAGGCAGUGGCAUGACUUAUAUCAGAAAAAUAAAGAGAGUGGAUCCCCAACAACUUCGACAAGAAGAUUCUGAUGCUGUAUGGAACGAACUGGCCUAUUUCAAAAGGGAGAACCAGGAGCUAAUGAUUCAAAAGAUGACUCUUCAAGAAGAAUUGGAUAAACUUAAAGUACAUAUAUCUGUUGAUAAGAGAACAAUACAAGAAUUGAAUACAUGUUUGGCUGAGAAGAGAGAAGAACAACUGUGUAGAUGCGGUGAAGAUGAUGGGGUCAAGAGUACUCCAGAGAAGAAUGGGAAAGAAAUGUCGGAGCAGACAUUGCAGAAGGUCAUUGAAUUGGAAGAUCGGCUAAAAUCUUUUGAGAAAGGGUCAAGAAAAAUAAAAGAAGGGAAUAAAAAAUUAAUGAAAGAAAAUGACUUCCUGAAAUCCCUCUUAAAACAGCAACAAGAAGAUUCAGAGGGCAGAGAAAAAGAGCUAGAACAGCUACAAAGGGGGAGUAAAGAAGUAGAAAGAGAUAAAGCUGAACUUCAGGUAAAAAUCAGUGAGCUGGAGAGAGAAGUCACUUCCCUAAGGAGACAAGUGGCAGAAGCUAAUGGGUUGAGAAAUGAAAAUGAAGAACAGAUGAAUUCAGUGGAGAAAUCGCAGCAUUCUGCAGACAAAGCUAAACCUGAGAUGGCCAUUACGGAAGUAAGAUCUGGACAAUACGAUUGUAAGACAACCACGACCAAGGUUAAAUUUAAAGCUGCAAAGAAAAAGUGCUCUGUGGGUCGUUACCACACUGUUCUCAAUCAUUCCAUCAAGGUUAUGAGCAAUGUGUUUGAGAACCUCAGCAAGGACGGCUGGGAGGAUGUGAGUGAAAGCAGCAGUGAUUCUGAAGCACAGACCUCUCAAGAUUUAGGAACAAUUAUUGUAGAAACAUCCCAGAAAAUAAGUCCUAUAGAAGAUGGAAGAGACCAGAAAGAAAGUGACCAAACAGAAGACAGCCAAAUGCAAGGAAAAGAAAUGGUACGAAUACAUUCAAAUACAGAUGGCAAGACCCCAAAGAACUAUUUUCAUUACAAGAAUGCCAAAAAACCAACUUUUCAAAAGAAGAAUGGUAAUAUACAAAAGAGUUCACAUACAACAGUUCCUACCAGAGUUAACAGAGAAAAGUGGAAAAAUAUAACUGCCCAGAAAUCAAGUAGCAAUAUUAUUUUAUUACGAGAACGUAUUGUAUCCUUACAACAACAAAACAGUGUACUUCAGAAUGCCAAAAAAACAGCAGAAUUGUCUGUCAAAGAAUAUAAAGAAAUCAAUGAAAAACUCCUUCAGCAACAGCAAAUAUCUAAUCAACGAUAUCAGACAAGCAGACAGACAAUAAAGAAGCUAAAUUUUGAUUUGGCUGGCCUUCGGAGGGAAAAAGAAGACUUGCUGAGGAAAUUGGAGUCCUCAUCUGAAAUCACAAGUUUGGCAGAAGAAGUUUCCCGGGUGAUAGUUCCACGGAUACAGGUCACAUCACUUGGUCCUUCAAGGAGCAUGGAUUUGGAGAUGAAGCAAUUGCAGUGUAAAUUAAAGAAUGCAACUAAUGAACUCACUAAACAGUCAUCAAAUGUCAAGUCUCUGAAAUUUGAACUCCUAGCAAAAGAAGAACACAUAAAGGAGAUGCAUGAAAAGAUGUCUCGAAUGGAGAGGGAUAUAACCAUGAAAAGACAUUUGAUAGAGGACUUGAAAUUUCGACAGAAAGUAAAUCUGGAAAGUAAUGAGAGUAUUAAUGAAAUGUUAGAAAAUCUUGAAAAAAAGGUGAAGACACUAACUGAAGAAUGUUCCAACAAGAGGGUAUCAAUUGAUUCACUAAAGCAGAGACUCAGUGUUGCUGUGAAAGAGAAGUCUCGGUAUGAACAGAUGUAUCAAAAAACUAAAGAGGAAUUAGAAAAAAAGGAUGUCAAGCUUAGUCUCCUAGUAUCAAAAGUAAGCGAGACCGAAUCUGCAAUGGCAGAGAUUGAAAUGGCAGCGUCUAAGCAUCUUCAGGGAUUAGCACUGCAAAGUGAGCAGGCCCUAGAAGGUGCACAGAAGAAGUUGGUGUUAGCCAGUGAGAAAGUGGAAGAGUUCACCAUCUUUGUGAAGGCUUUGGUCAAAGAGUUACAAAGUGAUGUCCAUGAGGUAAGGCAACAAAUUAGAGAGUUUCGAAAAAUGCGAAAAAACAGGGAUGCUCGCAAAACCUCAACCCACAAAGCCCAGACCUUGGCAGCUUCGAUCCUGAACAUUUCACGGUCAGAUCUAGAGGAAAUAAUGGAUACAGAAGAUGAAGUGGACCUAGAAAGGACAAGGAUAGAUGCUGAGAAUGACCGAGAAUGGCUGUUGUACAUUCAGAAACUUCUUGAAGGACAGCUUCCUUUUGCCUCCUAUUUACUAGAAGCAGUACUGGAGAAAAUAAAUGAAAGAAAGAAACUAGUUGAAGGAUAUUUCACAAUUAUGAAAGAUACUAGAUGAUAUUAUGAUGAAGAACUUCUUUUCCAAAAGUGAAAACUUUUUGUGCGAUGUGACUGGAAAACAUGCAUUACCAUCCUGAUACAGUAUCUGCUCCAACUAUCAAUAGUCAGGUUCGAUACCAAAAUAAGAAGUCUCUGAAACUAAUUAAUUGCUGAACAAGUGAAACUAAUUAAGUACAUAGCCAUUUAAAAGGAAAUAGUGUAGCAUUUGAUUGUUGAAUACAAAUAUUGCCACAAAUCAAUGCAAACUUAAAAAUGAUUUUCCUUCCAGUGCAUUCGAAGAAAUUAGAACAAGCUUGGACACACAAAUUGGUCUGAAUAUAAGAAGAAAAAGGGGUAAACUAAGGGUUUAACGUUUUAAGUUUUAUAAAGAAACUAGACUGUUGACGUAAAACCACUAUAAAAGGCCUUAAAUCAUCUAAUGAUGAGCACAUUUGUAUUGUAAGCAAAUAUAAAAUGUGAAGCAUCAUUAUCUUAAGGAUGAGCAUUUAAUGAAAUAAAUUGUGUGGUCCAAUUAUAUCUGUUCUCAAUAUACUGGAUGAUAUAGGAGAUACUGUAUUUUCCCAGAACUAUGUGGCAAAAAUAAAAACAUUUUCUCCUUUUCUCCCUUUCUUUUUUUAAAUUCACAAGACUUGGUGUGCUCCUCUAAAUUAGCAAGGGACCACAAGCCCAGUGUGUAAAAUUGGAUCUAGCAUAACUUCUACUGUGGUCAACUAAUUCAUUUCUUAACUUUAAAUUCUUAACAAUGAUGUCAUCUUUUUUAGAUUUCCACAUAUUCUCACCCCCAUUUCACCUUUUACCGUGUUCCUGCCACAUGUGACCUUUUUGGAAAAGGUUCCUCUAAUUCACCAAACUUCUGCCUGCCUCCAGCUUUACUCUUGCUAUUAUUUUUUCUAGAAUAUUCUGUAUUCAGCUUAUCUCAUGACUGGCUCAUCAUGACUUUUCUCAUCAUUCAGGAUCACCUUACCUGUUCCCUCAGAGACACAUUCCCUGGCCAUCUUACUAUUUAAUUUCCUUUAUUUCCUUUAUCACAGAAAAUUAUCUAUUUUACCUGUCCACUUAUUUAUCUUCUUGUUAAUUUCUCCCCACCGACCCCCUUUAGGAUAUAGGUCCCCUGAGGCUAAGGCAGUGGUUGGCAAAUUAUGGCCCACAAGCCAAAUCUGGACUGCUGCCUGUUUUUGUGUGGCCCACAAGCUAGCAAUAAUUUUUACAUUAUCAAAUUGUUUAAAACAAAAAGAGAAUAUAUUUUGUAGUGUGUGAAAAUUAUAUGAAAUUCAAAUUUUAGUGUCCAUCAAUAAAGUUUUAUUGGAA